This is a messenger RNA of Sitodiplosis mosellana (orange wheat blossom midge), 1029 nucleotides long. RefSeq lists its product as uncharacterized. The record is from RefSeq and is a predicted model, not a curated record. NCBI's taxonomy places the organism in Eukaryota, Metazoa, Arthropoda, Insecta, Diptera, Cecidomyiidae. The transcript is spliced from 3 exons. The annotation marks the transcript as partial.
AAAAAAUGAAUAACAAAAACCAUAUUGAAAAACUCAACAAUCAUAAUUAUUUCUCAUGGAAAUAUCAAAUGGAGUUGACACUGAUCGCUGAAGAUCUAUGGGAAGUUAAAACUAACGAAGCCCCAGAACAACAAGGAAGAGCACUUAAUCGUUGGACAAAGAAAGACAACAAAGCCAGAGCUCUAAUUGGUUUGGCAGUUGAAAAGGAUCAAUUAGUUCACGAUGAUAAUAUUGAAAAUCAUAUGAGUCAACUCAUCAGUCUGUUCCAGAAAUUGGAAAAUCUUGGAGCUGCAACGGACGAACAAUGGAAAAUCGGUAUGAUUUUAGCCAGUCUACCAAAUAUCUUUGCUCCUUUAGUAACUGCUCUGGAAGCUCGUGAAGAACAAGAUCUUCCAAUGAACCUAGUACAAAUGGAAAUACUAGACGAAUACCAGAGACAACAAGAAUCAAUUGAUGAUGAUAAAAUUGUCGAAGAAUACACUGUCUAUCUGUGUAGAGAAGGUGUGAUCAACCAACGACCAGAAGAGACAAACAUCGAUGUUCGUCGACUAUGUCCAAGUGUGAGCAACCAGCAUGGUUUUAUGUCAAACCGAAACAUUCAAACGAAUUUGAUGGCCUUCACAAUUAAAGCAAAUGAAGCUUUUGAACGCAAAGCACAGUUGGAUGUCUUUUACGCGGACAUAAAGAAGGCCUUCGAUACUGUUAAUCAAUCCCUGCUAAUGCGCAAACUGGCCAAUUUCCCUCUUAGUAACCAAGUUCUUUCCUGGAUCAAGUCGUACUUCGCAGGACGCAAACAAUUUGUGCGUGUUGGAUCAGCAACAUCGGAUGCAUCUGAGGUUCCGUCGUCGGUUGGACAGGGAACAGUGCUUGGUCCACUAUUUUUCUCUGCAUUUUUCAACGACUCCGACUCUAAUGAUGAUCCAACAGUUUCUUUUAACUUCGCAGAUGACAAGAAGAAAUGCCACAUUGUAGUUAAACCAGAAGACUCAAUCAUUUUGCAAGAGAGCAUUGACAAAUUUCUAUCAUGGU